This is a messenger RNA of Cherax quadricarinatus, 1309 nucleotides long. Lineage: Eukaryota; Metazoa; Arthropoda; Malacostraca; Decapoda; Parastacidae. The record is from RefSeq and is a predicted model, not a curated record.
GCUUACUAGGCUUCAAGGGGUCCGCUGGCAUGUAGGAGAGCUCACUAGGCCUAAAGGACUACUGGCGAAUGUAGAUCCUUCAGCUAGUUGUGUGUUGGAGAAGCUCUUCCCUCACACUACUUCUGAUUACCCACUGUGUCACCACGUCGCUUGAAGCCUCCUCACUCACCACCACCCUCAUGCUUGGUCCUCUCAGGCACGUCCCGUCGACUACUACAUGCUGAGUGCGUUAAGCUGCAAAUGAGUCCUGUCGCGAAAGGGGUGUGGGAGGAUGCGACUGGUGCGUCGGCGAGGCUUGGCGUGGCGGGAGGCUGCGGUGAAGGCAGCAGCUGCCAGGGCACAGCCGCCCAAGAAGCCCGACCGCUGGGCACAGCUCCUGGAGCAGCUCAAGAACCCGUCCCCGUGUGACCAGCCAUCCUGCAGGGGCGGCCACCAGCCUGGUGAGGACCACAACAUACCCAUAAUACGCAGGGAGUCACGAGCAUCAGUGGUCCAGAGAGCUGCUGAACAGGAGGAAGAGUUCCAAGGCUUCACUAAUCGCCUGCUGGUGCUGCUGGCGCUGCUACUGGCCGGCCUAACUAUCCUUGUUCUGUACACACUCUUCAACUCCCCGACCCUCCUCUCACAGCAGCCUCCACUCGAUCAACUGAGCGAGGAACAGCCAGGGCAGGAAGACUCAUAGACUUCCCUCUCUUGCUCCCCAAGCUUAGCCAGGAUAGCAAGAUUCCUAGAGUCUCUCCCUAACCUUAUCAGAAACGCCAGGAUAGGAAGAUACCCAGGUUCUCCCUAGUUCCCUGGCUGAUGGGGGUCGAUGGCUUUGCUGUAAUUUCGUCUGUAGAUGAUACGGGUCCCCAAACAACGUUGACUCCAUGGUGCGACAGAGUGCAUGUGUUCGCAUCUUGCUAGACGUUGCAUCUUGUUUUUCAAGGAAGAAACCUGAGUGAAGUCCCAGUGAACUUUUAGAAAAAGCACAAAAACCUAUAUGAAACAUGUAUAUAAAAGAGAAAGCCAGGCGAUCUCCAGCUAGAUCACAAUACUUCACCUAAUCUAUUUGUCAUCGGAAUCAAUCAACCCAUUCGUCCUCUGCCUCGCGCUCAAUGAAUUGGCUUCCCUUCCUAAAGUUGAAGGAGCAGAACUUCGCGGAGGAGGCCCUUCCCUUUCACCUGUCAUUGAUAUCUGGCACUCCCACAGUGCCAUCGUGUCCGCCUCCGCUGCUCCACAUCUCAGCUGUAUGCUGGGCCCACGCAAAGUGAUAAGAUGGUUGGCACUUGUGCCAUAUGGUGACUGCCAAUUACAUCUCCUUUGAUAC